AUGACCGGGCCCCUCGGACGUCCCUACGCCGAGGAUGUCCUCGGAGGCCGAAAUAAACUCGGCAAUCCGAGCGGCGCUGGUCGCAGUCGCGGCUCCACCACCGGCUCCAUGUUCUCCGGCGCCGUUUGCGCCGUCGCCGUUGUAGCAGCACCCUCGUCCCCGGCCCUCGCGGGCUCCGGGAGGCGGGUCUCUUCCACCACCGGCGCCGACUCCACGUCCGUGACCCCCUCGACCCCAGCCCUCAAGGGCUCAGAGGCGAGGGUCUCCCCCUCUCUUUGGCUGGCGGGGUGCUCCUGCGCUUUCCCACCAGCUCCUCCUUCUCUUGCUUACGGCUGGGCGAUGCUGCCCGCUCCGCCCUUGCCAGCUUCGACAUCCGGCUGGGUGGCGCUCUCCGCGCCGCCCCGGCUGGCCUCCUCCUCGGCGUUGGCCCGGGCGGCCGCCACAGCGCCGCUCCGGCCAGUGUCAUUUUUGCCCUCCCAUGCUCAGGCUUGUUGGGCCGACAGGCCCCCCCAAGCCACCGCCUCUCGGAGCUUCACGGCCUCCGCCUCUAGGGCCGUGUCACCUCCGGUCGAGGGCUGCAGUGCUGAAUGCGGCAUCGCGUGCACCCCGGUCUUGAGGGCCUUGGUCGGCGCAAGGCGGGCCGCAUCCUUGGUGGUUUCCCUGUAG
Panicum virgatum (switchgrass) is the source of this 666-nucleotide messenger RNA. RefSeq lists its product as uncharacterized. Bases 1 to 666 code for a protein of 221 amino acids. The transcript has a single exon. NCBI's taxonomy places the organism in Eukaryota, Viridiplantae, Streptophyta, Magnoliopsida, Poales, Poaceae. The record is from RefSeq and is a predicted model, not a curated record.